Colletes gigas is the source of this 3606-nucleotide messenger RNA. Its product is annotated as zinc finger protein 107-like. Gene Ontology annotation, cellular component: nucleus. The record is from RefSeq and is a predicted model, not a curated record. The transcript has 6 exons. Lineage: Eukaryota; Metazoa; Arthropoda; Insecta; Hymenoptera; Colletidae. Bases 614 to 3217 code for a protein of 867 amino acids.
UAGUUGGCUCUCGUUCUAACGAAAUCGUGACGAAGUGUUGCCAACAUGUAAUUUUAAGCAAGUGGUACCAAAUACACUAACCUCAUUCGUUAUUGCUAAGGCGACUAAGGCCUUCUAAUCACUGCUCUUUGUUUUCGUUACGUAUAUGCAUAUAAUAUAUAUUUUAAACUAAACAACUAAAAUGACAUAUGUUGCGUUUUCUGCUAAUGAACUUUAAAUAAUAACAUGUAACUAAUUGAUACGAAAUUGUUUUUUUAUUUGAAGUGUAAAAUCUAUUGCAAUCAUCGUUAACUACUUGUUGGUUAAGAACAGCUAAGUUGGCGUACACGUAUUGAAAUCAAGAAAAUAUUGUAUUAUUUGUUGAAUUAUGAUUAUAUGUACAUUGUAAACGUUAAUAUAAAUUGCUAAUUGGAAGCAACAGUAUGAAAGGAAUUUAAAUAAUACUAACGCAUCGUAAGCUAAUGAUAUUGAUACCUGUUAGGUUAUUUUUAUUAUAAAAGUAAUUCGUUAAAACGUACACCGAACUAUUGUUAAUACUGUUUUAAUUGUUAUAUUUAAAAUCAAUAAAAUCGGAUUUAGAAGAAAGUGAAUUUGCGUGUUUAAAUAUAGAAAUAUGUCAAUCGAUACAAAUUUGGUUCAAACGGAAUCUAUCAAUUUCGUUUGUCCGAUAUGCGACUGUCGGUACGAGAAUAAAAAGGAAUUUUAUGAUCAUUUAUAUAUUCAUGCUGGAGAUGUACUACUGAAGCAUAUACAAUGCUUAAAGAAAAAUGAAAACAAUGAAUCUCAGACAGAGCUAAAAUAUUCUAACCAAGAAAGAUUCCAUGAUAAUUUUCAUGAAAAUAUAGUAAGACCAUUCAAGUGUCAACAAUGCGAUUUCACGUUUGACAGAGCAUCUCAAUAUGAUUAUCAUUAUCGAAGUAUACACUUAGGUGAAAAGUCACAGCUCUGUGAAAUUUGUGGUAAAGGUUUCUUUCGAAAAGCAGACCUAAGGACACAUUUAAACAUUCAUUUAGGAACAAAUAUUUGUAUUUGCGAAGUUUGUGGAAGAAAGUUUAAUCAUAUAUCCAAUUUGAUUAGACACGGCAGAAUGCAUGCUGGAAUAAAACCAUAUCCAUGUUCCAUUUGUGGUAAACGUUUUACUCAAAUUAGUUCUCUCGCGAGACACAAACGUAUUCAUGAAAGGUCGAAAGAAGAUAUUAAACAUCAAGCACAAAACAUUAGUGAUAGUGUUAACAUAGAGAAAAAAGAUCAUGUAUUGAACAAAAACAGGUUUGUUGAAGGUAAUGCAUCUGUUCACCAAAAGGCAGUUAAGAGACAACAUUAUUGUAAAGUUUGUGGGGAGAGUUUCAAUUUUAUUUUUCUCUUAAGAGAACAUGAGAAAACUCAUUCGGAAAAUGCUAUCAAUUUGGAAUGCGAGAAUAACGAAAUGAGUUUUCAGAAAAUUACAGAACUUCAGGAACAGAAAAGUCACAUUAAUAAUUUUGAUUUCCUUGAAAAUGAAACAAAUGUAAAAAGAGUAUUGCCAUUGGAAACAAUCAUUUAUAUCACGUCGGAACAGUUGAAGAAAAUAAAUCUGGAGAACAUCGAGGACACUACAAAUCAUAUUUCGCAAGAGCAGUUACAUGAAACAAACGAAAAGGAUCAAACGACUGAAGAAUUAAAUAUCUCGGAGAAGUUAGUACUUCAUAAUGAGCAAACUCUAUGCGACGAUGGCAGUCCGAUUUUGUUAUAUAAAUCCAACGAUUGCGAUGCGAAAGAAAAUGUACUAUAUGUGUGUCAAGUAGAGGAACCUGUUCUUAAAAACAGACUGGGUACUAAAUUCGCAAAUAGUAAUGAACAUUUCACGUAUACACAAACAUAUGAAUCUGAAUUACAAAAAUCAGAGACACUUCAGAAUUAUAACACCCUGGCAAAUAUUUCUAUAAAUGUUACCGAUAUGUUUCAAAAAAUAGAUAUAUCGGAAUCCAAUAUUAACGAACAUAUUAAACCUGAUUUGAAUAUCCAAAAUCAUCAAGAUAUAAAUACGGUACAAAGUGAAAAAAUUUCUGAAAGUUCAAAUGAUGUAAAUAAUACUACAAAUCACGAUGAACCGAUGUUGCGUUUAGUACAAACGGAAACAGGGGAUCAAUUUUACGAAUUUCUUAUUAAUAAUUUAGUUGAAAAAUUACCAAAUAUACAGUCUGUGAAAUCUUCCGAGACUAAAGAUGAAAAUAUAAAUAUUCAAGAAAAUACAACAAAUAUGUGCUUAAACGUUAAAAAUUUAAACGAAGAAGUUCAACACGAACAAAAUAUGCGCGACGAUAUGCAUAGUGAUCUCCACUAUACACACUAUGAAUUACAAGGUGAAGAAAAGAAUUUUGUUACGAAUCAGAUUCUAUUGGAUCCACAAACUGAUUUUGAGAAAUACGUCGAUACAAAUUUUGAGGUUUUCGAGAGAUUACAUUACGAUGAUAGUUCGGAACAUUUUCUUGAAUUUGUUGAAAAUACAGGAGUUGGAAGUCAAAGUUCAAAAAUUUUAGAAUGUAAGGAGAACGAGCAACUUUUACCGUUUCAAGGCUUCAGUCAAAUUGAUUCUAUGCAAGAGAAUGAAAAGAAUGUUUCUAUUAGCGACAAUGAACAGGUUCUUUUAACUUCUCUUACCGAGGACACGCCGUGUGAAAUAAAUACGAAUAAUAACGAAAUUCUUGAAAAAGACGAAGAACAGGUGCAAAUCACCGACACUAUCGGAAGUACUACGAAGCUGGAGGAUCAACAAGAAGAAUCGAAAAAGUCUAAAGUAUUUUUACUAAAAUUUCAAUGCACAGUAUGUGAAAAAUCAUUUUCGACCAGUUAUAAUUACAAGCAACACAUAGGUACACAUUUUGCAGACCAACAAAAGUUUCAUUGUAGAGAAUGUAAAAUGUCCUUUGCUUGGAAAUCAACAUUAAAUAAACACAUUGCAAGUAAUCAUAGACCAGAAGGUCCGCAGAAAUAUGCAUGUGAUAUAUGUCAAAAAAUAUACAAUACGUCUUCGCAAGUAAACGAACAUGUAAAACGUGAUCAUUUGAAACAACGAAAUCAUGUUUGUUCUCAAUGCGGUAAAUCGUUUUUCAAGAAAUACGAUUUAAAAAUACACAAUAGAAUUCAUACGGAUGAACGACCAUACGUUUGCCGCGCUUGCGGAAAAAGGUUUCAUCAUCGAAGUCAUAUUAUUCGACACGAACGUAUACAUUUUUAGAAUAAUGCGAGCUUCUGUUGUUUCUUUAAAGCAGUGAUUUCCAAACUUUUUGAAAAGUCCCUCACUCCCGAGAAAAAAAUAAAAUAAAAUUUCUAUACCCGAUAUAAAAAACAGUUAUUUUCAGAACCCCUUCGAUUGCAUUUGUUUACAUUCCAAAUUUUCUAUCACGUUACUCUUAGAUCGUAAAGUGGCCUCAUUAGGGGUUAUCGUUAUGGAAAACACUGGUUUAACACACUUAGAAAAUACAUUAUGAAAUAUACAUAUUUAUAAACUAAAGUCGUUCUGCUAUGACAUUAAAUUAAUAGCGAUCGACAGUGACCUUCAAGUUGUGUUCUAUUUCUUUUUGUAUGUUGUUCCUUAGUAAAUUAUUAUUUUUUUAAUAAAAAGGA